Molecule: messenger RNA, 2340 nt
Organism: Bolinopsis microptera
Lineage: Eukaryota; Metazoa; Ctenophora; Tentaculata; Lobata; Bolinopsidae
Product: calpain-5-like
Exons: 12
Coding region: 1-1275 (424 amino acids)
Biological process (GO): proteolysis
Cellular component (GO): cytoplasm
Molecular function (GO): calcium-dependent cysteine-type endopeptidase activity
Source: RefSeq, a predicted model, not a curated record
AUGAGUGAGCUUGUGAAUCUGAGCGAGGAGCAGAUAACAACCGACCCAAUUAAGAAAGAAAAGUUCUUCAAGUCCAUGAUCAAAGCCUUUAAACGUCAUGCUAUGAUCAGCGCUUCAAUCGAGUGUGAAGAGAACCAGGAGAUGGAAGCUAAGUUGGAAAGUGGUCUGAUUGUUGGUCACGCUUACGGAGUGUCUCGUGUCUACGAGUUGGAGGUUCCCGGUCAUGGUUUGGCUCGUUUGAUAAAGCUAAGGAAUCCUUGGGGACAAAAGGAAUGGCAAGGAGACUGGAGGGACGACGACCCAAAGUGGGGCCAACUCACAGAAGACCAGAGGAAAGAACUCGACCUAACAAUUGAAAAUGACGGUGAAUUCUGGAUGAGUUUCGACGAUUACCUGAGCAUUUUCACUCACACCACAGUGUGCAGAGUUGUGAACCUCUGUAAAUCUGACGAGUUUUGGGUUUUGGAGGAGAGAAAGGGGAUGUGGCAGAAGGACGUUAGUGACGGUGGAUGUGUAAACUUCAAGGAUACCUUCCUAUCGAAGAACCACCACUAUCAGUUUGAGAUCCUAGAAGCAGACGACGAAACUGUACAAGUGAUGUUGUGCCAGAAAGAUGUUCGUAUUGAUGACACCACCAAUAUUACCAUUGGUUUUUCCAUCUUCAAGGUGGCUGAUAACAACAAGUACAGGAUGACGAGGUUCACCAAACACAUCGCCAGUACCAAAUACCUCAACACUCGACAGGUGUUCAAGCGACUGGAACUGGAAGUAGGAACUUACGUGAUUGUACCAACAACCUUCAAACCCAACACUGAAGGACACUUUCUUCUCCGUCUCUUCAGUGAGGACGAAGCAAACCUCAAGUUGCUGGAGAAAGAGCCGAGCAGCAGUGCGCUAGGUACAGCUGACGUGGAAGUGGUAAAGUGUGACGGACUCAACCUUCCUGACGACAAUAUCGGAGUUUACGUUGCUCUGGUUUGUGAGAACAGAAUGGCCAAGACCCCCUUAAAGCAAGGAAAUAACCCCGAGUUCAACUGCAAAGCUGCCUUCCAUAUUAAGGCACCUGAGAAAGCUACUGUAGUCGCCCAGGUGUAUGCGAAAUACCCCGAGGGAACGAAGGAUGUGUUGUUAGGACGCUCCCUAAACUUGCCCUUAAAAGAGGGAGGCAAAAUGUACACCUCCCAACUGGGUACAGGUGAUAAAUCAAAGGCUGGUACGGGUCAACAAGUUCCUGGAACUGUUAAAGUGAUCAUCCGGUAUAGGACGACUAAGUGAGUGUAAUUCCCCCGGACUUUCGCUGCGCGCCACGUGAUCACGUGAUUUUACACCAUGUGACGUUAUCAUGACGCUAUCAUGACGUCAUGUUAACUGUGACGUCACGUGAGUUGUAACGCCACGUGUGAUGUGAGUUGUGUUCGCGCGUGCUUGGCUUUAAAAGUUAUUGAUCUGUUUACGACCCUUAUAACAACUGUUAAGAUUUUGUACAUAGCCGGUAUCCUUUACGACUAAUCAUUAUUAUAUUUUCAAUUCAAGUUAAGCUAUAUGUUACAAGCGAGCAAAUCUAAUUUUGACGUGGUUAAGAAGGUUUGAGGCCCUUUCUGGUAGGGAUCAAUUUCUUUGUUUAAAUCUACAAUUAACCUGCCUAUUGCUCUGAUUAUAUUUAUGAUAUGGUCUAGAUUUUAGUGAUAACCCCUCAAAGUAUAAUGAUUAUAUUUUCUUUUAACUUUUAGUUACAAUUUACACUGCGAAGAGCUAAUAUUGCUGUACGAUAAAAUUUCACCGAAGCUUUGGAUAGAGAACAGCCUCCCUUUUGCUAGUAUAAUAGUAGAGGGUGCGCAAAUUUAUUGAACAAAUUUACAAUUUAGUUAUAACUAACUUCUUAUUAUUUACACGGUAUAAUGUAUAUGAUUAAAUGGUAUUUUAAAUCAAACGCGUUGUUUUCUAUCGGAUUUAUAUCGAAUAUUGUUGUUUUAUGGAUAUGUAUGUAAACUAAUUAACUAUCAGUAUUAUAUUAUAAUUAUGGUUAUUUUGGUACAAGUUGUGAAUUUAAAUAGGUUAAAGUAUCGGGCUAGCUUCUAACAUGCUCCUAUUCCUAAUUAUAAUCGUAACUUUUUUCACCGUUAUUUUAUCGAUAUUAUAUUAUUCAACUCAUCCGCAUAUGAAUAGUACACAAUAUUUAGUGUUUAAAACGUGGAACUUGAUUCAAAAACGAGUUUCAGGAGUAUUCAUUUUUUGAGAAACUUGUUUUGGUUGAGUAAAUUGAUACGUAUUUUGAACAUUUUCAAACUUGAAGUAACAAAUACGAUUAUUAAUAAAAUGAGGAGUUUAUUUAUUUCAUAA